This is a messenger RNA of Papaver somniferum (opium poppy), 812 nucleotides long. RefSeq names its product heat shock factor-binding protein-like. Gene Ontology annotation, biological process: cellular heat acclimation. Gene Ontology annotation, molecular function: transcription corepressor activity. The record is from RefSeq and is a predicted model, not a curated record. The coding region runs from base 137 to 454 and encodes 105 amino acids. Gene Ontology annotation, cellular component: nucleus; cytosol. NCBI's taxonomy places the organism in Eukaryota, Viridiplantae, Streptophyta, Magnoliopsida, Ranunculales, Papaveraceae. The transcript has 5 exons.
UUAAAAUCGACUUUUCUCAGAAUUUUCUUUUCAUUUUCAAAUUAUAUUCAUCUGAAACGAGAGAACCAGACAUUAACAGCUGAAUACAAAAAAAAAAAAAAAAACUGAAAAUCGAAGAUAAAAUUUUCCUGGAAAAAUGAAGAACGAUACUCCUAUGGGUCAGCCUGGCUUUACUACACCUGGUGGAGUCGAGCAUGAACCAGCUUCGGAAGGAACUCAAAGUCCCGCAGAUAUGACUGUAUUUGUUCAAAGCCUUCUUCAGCAGAUGCAAUCUAGGUUUCAACAGAUGUCUAACACCAUUGUCUCAAAGAUUGAUGAGAUGGGUAAUCGAAUAGAUGAACUGGAGCAGAGCAUCAAUGAGCUAAGAACAGAGAUGGGAGCUGAGGGUUCUCCUUCACCAUUACCUGGGAAUUCAAAGUCUGAAGCAGUCACGCCUGGUGAUGAACCUAAAUAGGUUCAGGUACAUGGAACAGAGAAUUGGGAGUCUGAGAGGAGUGGGGGUUGUAGUCUACUGGGUACUUUCCUUAUCAUGAUUGGCCCGAGAUUAUUCAUACUGGUUUUUAGUAUAUUGACUUCAUAUGUGUCGUUAAGGAUGUUUCUCUCAUAUUGGUGUUUGAUAGGCUAGAUAUUGCCGUUUGUAUAUGAUAAGGAUAAUCAUAUUGGCUACUGAACCAUCUGAUUUUAACUCCCGAGUUGGGUCAUUUUGAAUGUAAUUUGGGUUUUCCUUUAAUAACCCAGAAGUGUUCUUCUUGAUAAACUGACUAGCCAGUUUGCAUCCCUAUUUUUGAAAUAUGUUUGUGAUUGAUUCCCAA